Hevea brasiliensis (rubber tree) is the source of this 973-nucleotide messenger RNA. Its product is annotated as transcription factor TRY-like. The record is from RefSeq and is a predicted model, not a curated record. Gene Ontology annotation, molecular function: transcription cis-regulatory region binding. Gene Ontology annotation, biological process: cell differentiation. The transcript is spliced from 3 exons. Bases 500 to 742 code for a protein of 80 amino acids. Gene Ontology annotation, cellular component: nucleus. NCBI's taxonomy places the organism in Eukaryota, Viridiplantae, Streptophyta, Magnoliopsida, Malpighiales, Euphorbiaceae.
CUACUCAAAGAUCAGAUCUGUGCAGAACAAGAGCAUAAAUCUAAUAAAAUACUAUAAAAACAAUUACUUUGAUUGUACGUUUAACUGAUCAGUAAAUUCAGGGAUUAAAUUCAUGUGCCAGUUAGUUAUGUAUAGUUCUAACGUAAUUAAUUUAUACAGUCAACUAAUUAAAAUUUAAAAAUUAUAUUUAUUUAGAAUGAUUCAUCAUAUUUUUAGUAGGAUUUAUUAUAAUAUUAAUAAUGUAUUAAUUAUUAGUUAAACAAGUGUACACAUGAAGUUUUCACUAAUUUAACCUUUAAAAUUCUUUUCCGUGGAUGUGUUAUCAACUACCAGUCCACAAACACACGCUCUGACAUAGAACUCCACGUUGGUUGACCAGCAUUUGAUAUAUUUAAAUAUCAAACACAUAUUCCCAUUUCCCCAACUCUUUUCUGGGCUUUGGGAGAUCUUCACUUUUCUCUCAUUUUUGUCUUGCAUUCUGUGUCUCUGAUCGGAAACUAUGGACAGGUGCCACCGGAAACAAGCCAUUUUUGAAUCUGAAGAAGUUAGCAGUAUUGAAUGGAAGUUCAUAAACAUGAGCGAACAAGAGGAAGAUCUCAUCUACAGAAUGUAUAAGCUCGUUGGAGAGAGGUGGGAUUUGAUAGCUGGGCGAAUUCCAGGCCGAAAAGCACAAGAAAUAGAAAGAUUUUGGAUAACGAGACACCGUGAAGGAUUUGUAGAGAAAAGAAAAACUGCAUGGUGAUAAAACGAAUUUUCAAGUCCUUCAGCCACCAACUUGUAAUAAUGGCUUCAAAUGUGUUAUUCAUUCAAGUCUUUUCUUCUGUAUUUAAUAUUUAUUGUUUGCCAUAAAAUCAUGAUUCAUGCUUAUGCAAACGUCAAGAGAACACAAAACAUAUGUCAGUUCAGAAGUUUAUAUACAUACAAUGUGUGAAAGAGAUUAUCAGAUUAUAAAGGAGUGACAUUAUGAUAUGUA